Messenger RNA from Hippocampus zosterae (dwarf seahorse), 2551 nucleotides. RefSeq names its product progestin and adipoQ receptor family member 3-like. Gene Ontology annotation, molecular function: signaling receptor activity. The transcript is spliced from 7 exons. Lineage: Eukaryota; Metazoa; Chordata; Actinopteri; Syngnathiformes; Syngnathidae. The coding region runs from base 241 to 1167 and encodes 308 amino acids. Gene Ontology annotation, cellular component: membrane. The record is from RefSeq and is a predicted model, not a curated record.
UCAUUGUUUAUUAGGAAUACAAAAAGAAAAUAGGCUUUGUAUUAGUUGCUGACGUUCCCCGAUGCGUGUUACGGAGCAAUUCUGAAUAUUUUGGAAGGAGGAACGUGGGCGUUGUGACAUAUCGGGCGAGAUCAUGGCUGAGUCGAGAGAUCAACGAUUGUGGCACGGGGACUAGCGAUCACUGGUUUCCAUUCCUGUCCCGCCCACCCCAACUUGCUUUUAUUUGAAGUGGAAGACACAAUGAUCAAGAUGCUGCAGACGACCCAUUACGUGGAGCUGGGCAAUUACCCAGAAUGGCCGAUGCGCAUCCCUCAGAAGAUAAAACUGUACACUUUUGAACAACUUCCCAUGUAUCUCAGAGAGAACCCCUACAUCACAGACGGCUACAGAGCCCACCUGCCUUCAAAACUCUGCUUGAGGAGCAUUUUCGUUCUGUCCAAUGAGACUGUGAACAUCUGGAGCCACCUGUUGGGCUUCCUUCUCUUCUUCUCUCUGGCCGUCAACGACGGCGUGAAGGUUUUGCCAGCUUCUGGAGCCAGCAGAGAAGAUUAUGUCAUCUACGCCAUCGGACUGUUUUGCUUCCAGGUGUGCAUGUUGUGUUCUGUGGGCUACCAUCUCUUUUUGUGCCAUCGAUCGGAGAAGACGAGUCGCCGCUGGCUGGCGUUGGACUACGCCGGCAUUUCUGUCGGCAUCCUAGGCUGUUACGUGCCCGGCAUCUUUUAUUCCUUCUAUUGCAAUGCCUUUUGGCGGCAGGUCUAUUCCCUGACGGUGCUGACCAUGAUUCUGUUAGUUUUCGGCGCUCAGUUCCAUCCGCGGUACAUGAGCGCUGAAUGGCGUUGCAUAAGGGUGUCCACCUUCUUCGGCGUGGCCGUUAUGGGUGUGGUUCCAACGAUCCACUGGGUGUUGCUCAAUGGCGGGCUCACCUGUGACAUCGUUCGGAUGUUCCUGCCUCGCCUGAUUGUCAUGUACCUCAUUGGCGCGGCUGCCUUCGUGUUCUACAUUACCAAGAUGCCUGAGCGUUGCUUCCCUGGCCACGUGAACUACAUCGGUGCCAGUCAUCAGGUCUGGCACGUUCUGGUGGUUGCCAUGCUUUACUGGUGGCAUCAAACCGCAGUGGACAUUAUGCAGUUCCGGCAUAGCCAGCCUUGUCCACCAAGGACGCAAUGACAACAAUCAACCAAUGCAAGGAUGCACUUAGGUGUCAUCAGAUGACCAUUUGCUCUUUUUUUAAUGUUGAAAUUCUUUGGAUUUGGUCAAAAUUUACGAACAAGCAUGGUCCACCAGAGCCAAGAUAUGGGUCAGUAGGUCGGUUGAAGAUGACUGCAAUUGCAUGUAGUUAUCGGCCUGAUGACAGUGCAUGAAAUUUCUACUUAAACUGUAUAGAAACAUGAUUAUUUUGUUGCGUUUUAAAAAAAAAAAUCUUGACAAUUACUUGGUGCUUGGUUGAGAAGGAAAUAUAUACAUUUGCACAUGGGAUUCUUGGGGCGGGUUAGAGCGGGUGUUAUGGGCCGGGAGCUUUUUUUUUGAACAAAGUGUCACUGUGAUUGACACAUCGCUGCUUGAAGUGUUGAGAAGUAAGGAAUGGAGGGGAGUUUUUGCUUUGCUGGAAAUAUUAACGUGUUAUUUAUUAAGCAUGACACAAUUUGUGUUGAAAAGCAGGGAACUUGACAGUGCGAUGGAUGUAACUGAUGCCAUUUCAGCAUCUCAAUUUCAUACAACCACAUUGCUGUCAUCACAAGUAUGGCUGUGAGGUGUCUGAUAAUCCAACAAACAAAUAAUCUUCAUCCGGAUUUCUAUUCCCUUACCACAGAGUACUUGUCUAAUAUGAAAUGUUUACCACUAAUAAUUGCACGCUUCUCCAAAGAGAGUAUUUACUUGACUAAAUGAAAUAGCGGCGAGUUUGUUGUACUGCUGAAUUUACAAAAAAAAAAAAAGAACACUACGGUAUUUUUACGACAGUUUGUCAUUAGGACUGAAGAACCCAUAAUCAGUAAAAGAUUAGUAGUAUUUGAUCCUCAACUAAAUGUGAGUUAGUGCUCAGCUCCCAAAAAUGUUUGCUAUAUUCGAGGAUUCAAACAUCCAGAUUGCACAGCAGAUCAAAUCAACCCCCCCUCCCCACUGUAAAACCAAACUACUGUAUAUGCAUGGUAUUUCCCCCCAUUCUUAUGGAGGAGUGAUUGCAUGUUUCUGGUUAUUUGGGUGAUUGUCUGGUGCUUUUUUUUAAUGUCACACGUAUUACAGGACGAAAACAGGAAAGCCAGCAUUAUGUGACUACUGUAUUAUAAGUGAUGUCAUGUGUGAAUCGGUCCAAUGUGUAGUGAUCCGGAUAGUCUAAAUAGUGUUUAUUGUCCAUAUUUUGCAAGUACUGUACUUCAUUUGCCUUCCACCAGAACAAACAUAUGCGGUACAUGCACUGACUUGGUUUUUGCACGACAAUGCAGCAACAGUCUCAUUAUUUUUUAAAAAACUAUUCUGAGAAACAAUGCUGAUUUAUAUUAUGAAGCACUGUAACUCAAUUUUAAGAUGGAUUAAAUAAGGUCAAAGAGAAAAA